AUGCUUUCUUUUUUUCUUCCAGCUACUUUUGGGGGACUUUUGCACUGGAGUCAUAUAGCAACACUUUUUGAAAAUGACUGUCACUUUUCUCACCUCUCCACGUUGGAAAGGGAGAUGAGUUUCCGCACUGAAAUGGGAUUUUAUUACUCUUUCUUCAAGACCCUAGUGGAAGCACCUUCAUUUUCUGAUGGAAUCUGGAUGAUUAUACAUGAUGAAGUAACAGAAUAUCCUCUUGUAAUCAAUUCGUUGAAACGCUUCAGUCUUUAUCCAGAGGUAGUCUUAGCCAGCUGGUAUCGCAUAUAUAAGGGAAUGAUGGAUAUUUUCGGCAUUCCAAGCAAGAUAUGUUGGACUGUUAGCAGAGGACAGGGGCUUAGUCCCAUUGAAAGCUGUGAAGGAUUGGGAGACCCAGCUUGCUUUUAUGUUGCUAUGAUUUUAUUUUUAAACGGACUAAUGAUGACAUUCUUCUUCAUUUAUGGAGCAUACCUAAGUGAUUACCCACUUGGAGGCUUAAUUGUAGUUGUGUGCUACUUUUUCAACCACGGUGAGUGUACCCGUGUGAUGUGGGCUCCGCCUCUUCGUGAAAAUUUCUCCUACCCAUUCCUAGUACUUCAGAUGUUGCUCGUAACUCAUAUUCUCAGGACUACAAGUAUUCAGAGAGGAAGCUUGGUUGCACUCGGCAUUUUCAAUGUCUUGUCUAUGCUUCCCUGGCAGUGUGCUCAGUUUGUUCUACUCAUUCAGAUAGCUUCGUUACUUCCUUUAUAUAUGCUGGGUUACAUUGAUCCCUACAAAUUGAAGAAGAUCAUUUAUGUGCACCUGAUUUCUCUUUCAAUUUGUUUCGCUCUGAUGUUUGGAAACACAAAGUUUUUAACCUCGUAUUUUGCCUCCUCUUUGGUAAUUACAUUGGGCUUGAUUGCAAUGAGAUCAAAAUUAUUAUACAUGGAUGUAUGUGAACGCCACUCAUGGGCUUUUCAGAGUUGUGUUUGGUUGUUUGGAAUAGCCCUUCUGAAGUUUUUGGUAUCUUUAAUCUUGGAUGCUUCCAACAGUAUUUGCAUAAUUGACCUGCUAUUAUACAAACUCUUCAAAUCCACACAUUUUGAUACAUUAAUAUACUACAGCUGUGCUCCCGAAUUUGACUACAUGGAUAAAGGGACUCCGUGGAGGUACACAAAGACUCUGCUACUCCCAGUUGUUCUGGUCGUUUUAGUUUUAAUUUUUAGAAAGACCCUUGGGGAUAUUUUUUAUUUGUCUAAGAGACGGACCAAUUUAAGAAAACAACGUUUGGACAAUGCAGAGCUGAUUUUUCAUGCCUUGCAGUUCUUAGCCUACGCUGUCAUUAGUGUGUUUAUCAUGAAGAUGAAGCUCUUUCUGACACCUCACAUGUGCAUUAUGGCUUCUCUGAUCUGCUCAACGCAGUUAUUUGGAUGGCUCUUUGGCAAAGUCCGUCGUGAGAAUAUUGUCUUUGGUAUUAUAGCGGCGAUGUCAAUUCAAGGUUGGAUAAAUCUUCAGAGUCAGUGGAGCAUAGUUAGAGAAUGCAGUAAUGAGCCACAGGAGGAACUUCUAAUGUGGAUCAACAGCAGCACCCAUCAAGGUGCCGUGUUUGCCGGCACCAUGCCCACCAUGGCAAGCGUGAAGCUCUCUGCUCACCGACCCAUCGUCAACCACCCGCACUACGAGGACACGGGCUCGAGGGCCAGAAUGAAAACCGUUUACUCCAUGUACAGCCGGAAACCGGCAAAGGAAGUGCAGCGUCAACUUUUAAACUUAGGUGUGAAUUACUACGUAUUAGAAGAGGCUUGGUGCGUAGUGAGAACUAAGCCAGGUUGCAGCAUGCUUGAAAUUUGGGAUGUGGAAGAUCCCGCCAAUGCUGGCAGAGCUCCUUUAUGUAACAUCUUAAUUCAGGACCCGAGGCCACACUUCAUCCCUGUCUUCCAGAAUAACGUUUACAAAGUUUUGAAAGUUACUAAAUGACGAUAAAGUAGUGAAACACUCCA
This is a messenger RNA of Tachyglossus aculeatus (Australian echidna), 1991 nucleotides long. Its product is annotated as probable C-mannosyltransferase DPY19L1. The transcript is spliced from 21 exons. Bases 1 to 1968 code for a protein of 655 amino acids. Gene Ontology annotation, molecular function: mannosyltransferase activity. The record is from RefSeq and is a predicted model, not a curated record. NCBI's taxonomy places the organism in Eukaryota, Metazoa, Chordata, Mammalia, Monotremata, Tachyglossidae. Gene Ontology annotation, cellular component: nuclear inner membrane.